AUGGAUUUGUAUCUCACCACAUUUACGCUGCCCAAAGGCAGCCCCCCGGCUGGCACACCACGUGCCGAUGGCGGCGCACGCACGCCCAGCGCGCCCCUCUCCUCCUCUCCCGAGUCGCGCGUGGUCGGCAGCCGCGCGGGACUCGCCGUCUCGCCCCCGGGCGCCUUGGCCCCUGGCUCGAUGCGCCCAGGUGCGAUGCGGUCACCCGAUGCUGCGCCUGGCCGGCCGGAGCGCACGCCCUCGGGGACGGACAGCACGGACUUGUCGCUCGAUGCGCCAUCCCGCAGCCCUUCGUUCAGUUCUUUUGAUCUCGCCGAGGUCGUGCCGCGCCUCGGGCAAAUGGUGAUGAACAAGCACCACUGCCUCGUGAACAUUGCGCCGUGCUCGGAAGGCGCACCGGACGGAUCGCUCGCCGCAUCCCCGCACCAAGUGCCGUUUUCCCCUGGCCCGCUCGCCCAGUCGCCCUUGUCGCGGCUCCCCAGCGCGUCGGAGCCUGGCGAAAGCGCACCGGCGCGCUCUGCAUCCACCGCAUCGUUGCAGCAUGCGCAGGCAUCGGUUCCGAGCUCCACAUCGCCCAAGUACAGCUUCAACAUGUGCGGCACGCAGUCGCAGGUGCAAGACGCGCGCGGCGCGCUCCUCCAAGAGUUGCCGUUUGCGUGGAAGGUUCUUGUAAAGGUGCCGUGCGCAGACGUUGUCGCCACGUCCAACGACACGCAGACGCCGAGCAACGAUGUCGUGCACGCUGACGUGCGCGCCAAGCUCGACGAGAUCAUGCAGCUGUCCAACACGCAGAUCACUGCCAUGCAGCUCGACUCACACGGCGUCGAGCUCGGCGCGGGCCUCGAGGUGGACCGCAACGUGCAGUUUGUCGUCGCGGGCUCGAUCGAGUCGAUCGAGUUUGCACGCGUACAACUCCUCCUGUACCUCGACCAUCUGCACGGCCUGCACGUCGAGCAGAUUGAAAUCGACCGCAAGCUGCACCACAUCAGCGCGGGCCGCAAGCGUGGCGUUCUGCAGCUUAUCGAGGAAGAGACGCAGACCACCGUCUACCUCUCGUCGCCGUUCGCCGGCGUGCUCCAGAGCGGCACGCCGGCGGCGGUCGCAAGCAAGCGCAACAUUGUGUACAUCACCGGCCGCUUUUACAACACGCAGCGGGCGCGCGACAUGAUUUUGCAGCUGACUGCAUCCAAGGCCAAGACGCAGGUGUCGAAAACCGUCACGAUGAUGCCGCGCAAGAUCGACUGGCUCUUGCAAGAGCGCCUCGAGGCGCUCCGCCUCUUGAUGCUCGACAACUCGACCUUCCUCGAGCUUCCCAUGAUUGGAAGCCAGCAGGGCCAGGUCACAGUCCUCGGCACGAACCGCGUCGACGUCGAGCGCAGCAUCCGCACGCUCAUGCAGCUCGUUUCGCCGUACUACACGGCCAACGUCUGGCUGCUUCCGGGCUCGUACGAUGCCCUCGGUCUCUCAUCCAAGCCGGACACGCGCGUCCUCUCGUCGAUCGUGACGAACAUCAGCGCGGGCACCAAUGCCGAAAUCGUCUUCCAAAACAACCACUUUGAAAUUUCGGGUCUGGACCGCGAGGUGCGCACGGCACUGCGUCAGCUGAUGCGCGUGCCGACGCUCAAGCACUACACGUACGAGUUCCGCUUCCAGCUUGAGCUUGCGACCGAUCACCGCGAAUUCAUCAGCGGGAAAAAGAACGGCAAGAUCAACAAAAUUAUGGAGCACUGCGGCGUGCGCAUUCGCUUCGAGCCGUUCAACGACUACAACUUUUUGAUCGACGUGUUGGGCACGGAACUGGACGCGGCACUGCAGGGCCUUGGCCUCUUGCAGGAAGAGCUCCCGGCAGAAAUGUCGUUCCACGUCCCAGAGGCCUACCACAAGCGCAUCAUUGGCGUCGGCGGAAAAAAUAUUCAGCGCAUCAUGAAAAAGUUUGGUGUGUAUGUAAAGUUCUCCAACGCGGAAGAGUUUGCGGCUCUGGGCGGUUACAUGGACAAUGACGACAAUGUCAUUGCGCGCACGCCAUCCAAGAACUCGUCCAACCUCGAGAACCUGAAAAAUUCGGUCAUGGAGCUGGUAAGCCCCAAGGACAAGGACUUUGUCACAGAAACCGUGGCAGUGCCCCGCAAACACCAGCGCGCACUCCUCGGCGAAAAGGCGGUGCACAUGCACGAGAUCGAGCGCAAGACGCGUUGCGUUGUCCGCUUCGCCCGCCGCGAAUCGGCACUCGACGUGGUGCAAAUCUUUGGACCCGAGUCGCAGAUCGCCGUGGCGGUCCAAAUGCUCCUCCAGCAUGUGCCGCUCGAGGCAGAGGUCGUGGUGCCCAACUCGUACGAGCUGGGCGCAAUGCUCGAGUCCAAGGACUACACGCUGCUCCAGGAGCGCGUCCAAAAGGAGCUCGGCAUCACGCUCACCACCGGCCACCGCGCCGCGAACGACCAGGGCGAGUGCUCUCUCCGCCUGUCGGUCCCGCGCGCUAAUCUCGAGCUGUUGCCGAUGGCCAAGUCGAUGCUCGACGAGCUGUGCGCACAGCACAAUGUGCACAUGACCAGCACGCCGUCGGCGGACGCCUUCCAGACGCCCAUGCCGCCUUUCUCCACCUCGCUCAUGUCUCCACCGCUUGAUACCGCUGCCUCUGAUACCUUCCACCAAGAUACCGCCGCGACAGCCGCGUCUGUCGCUGCCGCCGGGACACGGUACGACGACGCGAGCUCCAGCGCUGCGGGCGCCGGCGCUAAGGAUCUCAAGGCGCUGUUUGAGCAGCCCAGCGCGCCGGGCGGCAUGGCGUUCGACUCGACUUCGAAUACCCAUUUGAUGCCCUCCUUUUAUACCCCGGGCUACACGGACGGAUCCAGUCUCUCCAACCCGGUGUGGGGCGCACCGCUUCCGUCCAUGUCUGAGAUGAACACGCACGCGUCCAAAAACACCAGCAUGUUUUCUCCAUUUUCCGCGCCGAUGGCCUUCCCUUUUGCAGGGAGCGACCCGGCGAUGGGCAAGCCGGACAACAGCCGUGCGCAUGCGGCCUUCCACCCGCACCAGCCCAUCCGCAGGCCAGACGCGAUGGGCACGAGCGUGCCUUCGGGCGUGCCGCCCUCUGCAUUCCCCCCGCAUCCGCUCAGCCGCCUGCCCCUUGGCAUGCACGGCAACAGCGGCAUGGGCAACGACAUUGACGGAUUCCACCCGAUCGGAGAACACGCGCAUCAAAUGCCGAACCUUGCCAUGAUGCAUGGGCCCGGCAACGGGCCUGCGUCUCGCCACGGGAACAUGGGUCUGAUGCGCAACCCCACAAGUCCCGGUGCAGCCCCGGAUACCAUGGACGAAGUGUCUCGUGUGCUCGCCCAGAUUGCUUUUGACAAGCAGUAG
This is a messenger RNA of Malassezia japonica, 3363 nucleotides long. RefSeq lists its product as uncharacterized. Gene Ontology annotation, molecular function: RNA binding. Lineage: Eukaryota; Fungi; Basidiomycota; Malasseziomycetes; Malasseziales; Malasseziaceae. The record is from RefSeq and is a predicted model, not a curated record. The transcript has a single exon. Gene Ontology annotation, cellular component: cytoplasm. The coding region runs from base 1 to 3363 and encodes 1120 amino acids.